AGUACCAAAGAAAUGUUCUCGAUCACUUUAUUAACAAUUAUUUCUAUUAGUUGUGUUUUUGCACAACCAAUAAAUUCUGAACCUUUCGCCGAUCUUCAUCCCGAUGUUGGAUUGAGUGUGGUAAGAACAACAAAAAAUCGAGGAAAUUUAUCUGCUUAAGAUUAUCUUCAGAUUGAGUUGAUCCAAAAAUAUAAAUACCCGAUUGAAAGGCACAGGAACAUCGAAACCGAUGAUGGAUAUCUUUUAGAAAUGCAUAGAAUUCCUUAUGGAUUGAAAAGUGGGCCCGCUGAAAAUAAACCUGUCGUUUUUGUGAUGCACGGUCUUUUGAGUUCAUCGGCAGAUUGGGUUAAUAUGGGUCCAGAGAAAAGUUUAGGAUUUCUCUUAGCCGAUUUGGGUUAUGACGUUUGGAUGGGAAAUGCUAGAGGAACAACAUAUUCAAGAAAUCAUAUUUCUUUGGAUCCUGAUAAAUAUAAAUCUGAUUUUUGGGAUUUUUCUUGGAAUGAAAUUGGAGAAUAUGAUUUACCAGCUAUGAUCGAUUACGUUUUAAGCUACACAAAACAAGAAAAACUAUUCUAUAUAGGCCACUCCCAAGGAACAACUAGCUUUUACGUAAUGUGUUCAGAAAAACCAGCUUAUAACAAUAAAAUUCGUGUUAUGAUCUCUUUAGCACCGGUUGCGUAUAUGGACCAUAUGGAGAAUCCAUUGUUUAGAUUUGUAGCUGCUUUUGAUGGUCCUUUAGAGUUUCUCACACAAUUAAUCGGAAUCGCCGAAUUUUUACCAGACAUUGAAUUCUUAGGGUCGAUUGGAAAAGUUUUUUGUAAAGAUGGUGCGAUUUUCCAAGAAGUUUGUGCCGGAGUUAUCUUUCUAAUCGGAGGAUUUGAUUCUGAACAAUUAAACAGAACCAUGAUUCCAGUUAUUAUGACCAAUACCCCAGCGGGAGCUGCUACGAAACAACUUCUUCACUAUGCCCAAGAUAUAAAUUCAGGCGAAUUUAGAAAAUACGAUUACGGUUUAAUUCAAAAUUUAAUCAAAUAUGGUUCUGUUUCGCCUCCAUCUUACAAUUUAAACAAAAUUACAGCUCCUGUUGCUAUGAUUUAUAGCAAAAAUGAUUGGUUAGCAGCGACUGUUGAUGUGGAAAGGUUGGCAAAAGAACUUCCAAAUAUGGUGUAUAAAUAUUUAAUUCCUUUUGAGAAAUUUAAUCAUCUCGACUUUUUAUGGGCGGUUGAUAUAAUUCCUUUGGCGUAUAAUUAUGUUUUUGAUUUACUUAAGCAAUAUUAAUGUUUUUAAAUAAAGAUUAAAAAAAAUUUAUUU
Onthophagus taurus is the source of this 1311-nucleotide messenger RNA. The record is from RefSeq and is a predicted model, not a curated record. NCBI's taxonomy places the organism in Eukaryota, Metazoa, Arthropoda, Insecta, Coleoptera, Scarabaeidae.